Linum trigynum is the source of this 2706-nucleotide messenger RNA. The record is from the annotation of a GenBank genome assembly. Lineage: Eukaryota; Viridiplantae; Streptophyta; Magnoliopsida; Malpighiales; Linaceae.
AUAGUUGAAGAGUUAAAGAACGUAUAAUGCAUUAAUUACACAAACUUUUUUUAAGAAUUGACCUAAGUUUUGGACUCAUAUAGGCCUCAGUGUCAUUGAUGCACUGACUGACACUAAACGUCUCUUGAUCUGAUUCUGAACCACUAUCAAAAUCCAGGCCCAUUAGGCCCAGACAUGUAUUGGAUUCUGGAUAGUUCUUUCUUGCUUUCAUCCAUCGAGAUGGUAUUUCCCCCAGGACUAGCAAAAUCCAGGCCCAUGUUCCAUGACUAUAGCAGCCAUUUGGGCCCAACGUUUCCCAAUCGCAAGGAAUGUCCGCCUGUCCAGACGCGGCGAAGCAAACGUCAUUUUUGUGUAUCGAGGCGGGCUACCACCAAAAUCAACCUCUUCCGCAAGCAAAGCCAAGAAAGAGGCGGCAAACCGCAAUGCACAAAUUUCCCAUCAGUUUCUUCUGCUGAGACUCACCGGAGAUUCGUCGGAGAGCAGGCUGCCUUCGCCUUUGCCUCUAUCGUCGGCAUUUGAUGACUAGUCGAAACAAUUUUCCAGCAAAACUCUUAACCCUGGUUCCCCGCUCAAUCCGCUCAUAAAUAACCUCCGUCAAAAUCCGAAACCCUCGCAUUUCUACGACUAAACCGCGCCGCCGGCUCCUCCCGUCGCGCCGUCGCCUAUAUUUUGAACAGGUGGAACUCGUUGUUUCUCGUCUUGCCGUGCCUCCAACUCCCCGGAAAUCGCUUGAUUCAUCGGAACCGUCCGAUCAAGUGUUCCUGUUUCUCCGAGGCCGCCUGCUAAUUUGAAUAUGGUUCAAAUUUCAUUCCCAGAUCCAGAGAGGAUCUCGAUUUGACAGUGGUCCGCUAGUGGGCGCUCACGUUCCUAGUUUCCCCAAAGAUUUGGUUGCAUUCGUUUGUCACUGGUGGCUGCCGGGUGCGUCUUACUCUCUUCUCUCCUUUCCAUAACAUUUUUUAAAUCGUUUCUUCCCCAUUUUUUUAAUUUCCCCCAUAUGUGACCUUGUGAUAUAUAGAAAAUAGUGUUGGGGUAAAUAUAUUGCACUAAAAAAUCACACGCUUGUAAAAAGUUUACAGGUAAGUUGGACCUGGUGGCAGAGCCUCCAGAAUUACGGUAACCAACUUACUUAAAUAAAUUUACUUCGAUAAUUUAAUAAUGCAAUAUACUACGACUAUUCUCAAAAUAACAACAAGCAUAGAUAAUAAUAAAUGACACCGAGGAUUUACGUGGUAUACCCUGAUUAUGGGCCAGUCCACGGGAACAGCAGCUCCAGAGUAUUUCUUUACUAUAACAAUGGUAGUUUGCAGAGAUUUUCUCGAUACAAGAAAUAGAACACACGGUGUUUCCCAAACAACCUCACUAUUUCACUCACAAUGAAAUCUCCUAUCUACCCGUGGUAGUGAAAACGUUUCACUACCAAAAACCCACAAAAGAAAUACGAACAGAAGCAGAGCAAAGGAAAUGGAGAAUGAUGGAAUGGUGAAGGAUGAUUUUGAAAAGGAGAACCAUAUUCCCUAUUAUAGCAGAGGAAAUGAGAAACCAAUUGAUUGCAAUUGAUUGGAUCUAUCUGCUAUCCAUCUCCCCAACUGCAUUUAAGUUUUUUUUUUUUUUUUAUUUCCACCGCCAGCUGAAUUGUUGGCCUCUUCCUCACCAUAUGUAGGCGGGCCAACAAAUAGAACUAGCAGUGUCCGAGUUCAAGUCGCCCUGGGAUUCGUUGCGAGACUGUUUGUUGCUUGGCGUGCACCGUUGUGGUUCUCUGCCUUCAUUGCCAAGCUAUUGAAGGAGGAACCCGCAUCUUCCUGGUUCAAUAGAGAGCCAGAGACCAUGGUGGUGACGUUGUUUUGCUGAAGCACCAUGCCCUCUCCUUUUCUGGUUCUUAUUGAGGUAAAACCACAACCACUUAUAUGCUUUUUGGGUGGUUUCCCAAAAUUGGGGUUUUCCAAAUUUGGUAGUUCUUAAUUGCUUCUAGGAAGGGUAGAGACGAGUAGUCACGAAAAAGUAAACGAACAAUGAGCAACAGGAGAUUUUCGGUCGUUAAAAACUAUCGUAGUCUCAUCGAAUCUGAUACUUUAUUUAUUCGCACUUCACUGUUACAUUUUUGUUUGCUCUUCUCACACAUUUCACGAUCGCUAAUGUCUUCGCACGUUCCUUAGUGCGAGCCAUAGAUUUUGUGGGGUAAUCGUCCUUCCCAGGAUUAGUUGAAUUUGAACGAGUAAGUAGCAUCCGUUUCUUGUCUCACACGGUUUGCAUGCUUUGUCUGUUUGUCUUACGACUUCUUAAAGAUGCCUUUUGCUUGUGGAUAUAUUUCUCUGCUUAGCUAUAGCAGUGUGGCUCCUGACUCUGCUCGCUCUUAUAUGUCUUCAUCUCUGUCUCUGUCCUUUUACCAGAAAUUUGAAGAAGCUAAAAACCUCUGUUCCCAGACUUCACAUUGGUAGAUCCUGUAGCUGUGGUUAAUUUCUGGUGGCAAGGUAGGAUCUUAUUUUGGCCUCUCUUGCUGUGGUUGAUGAAAGUUCUUCUGGGUCAGAUCCUUUUGGGUCUCAAGGUGGUUUCUUGGGUUUAUUUUACCUUAAUUGGCUGCUUGAUGGUACCUUAGGAGGUUCGCAAUGUGGAAGAGUGUUGUUGAAAAUACUUGAGUUUCAGGGGUGUUGAUAUGUUGUUGGAAGUUCAGUUCCAACAUUAGUCAGUGGAUAAAUGUUGGUCUUGCAG